This is a messenger RNA of Ctenopharyngodon idella (grass carp), 7073 nucleotides long. RefSeq names its product ETS transcription factor ELK1 (gene elk1). Lineage: Eukaryota; Metazoa; Chordata; Actinopteri; Cypriniformes; Xenocyprididae. Gene Ontology annotation, cellular component: nucleus. The transcript is spliced from 9 exons. The record is from RefSeq and is a predicted model, not a curated record. Gene Ontology annotation, molecular function: sequence-specific DNA binding; DNA-binding transcription factor activity, RNA polymerase II-specific. Gene Ontology annotation, biological process: cell differentiation; regulation of transcription by RNA polymerase II. The coding region runs from base 796 to 2361 and encodes 521 amino acids.
GGUGCUGAAUAAAAAGUCUCUUCAUUAGAAGAAAUCACAAAAGUUUGUCCUCAUUCAUUUUGCUCGACUCACGUCAUGCCUGUGCAGUGACGUCACGGCCGCACAGGGGACUCGCGGACCAAAGAGAGGUGGAAAAAAAGAAACAAGUAUUCGAAGGCGUUCGUGGAAACAGGAAGCAAAGAGGGGGAAAGCAGAGCAGAGCAGAGGUUGUUGUUGUUGUUAAAAAAAAAAACUUCGGAAGGGAGCGCUCUGUCUUUUACUACCCCGUUAUUUUGAGCUCUUUAAACCAACAGUGCAGCCGCGCUUGCCGUUGGCUAGAGCUCGAGGACUUUCCGUCCGUUGCUUGGACACCGCUGAGGGAGGGAAGAUCGCGCGCUUCGCGCCGAAGUGGACGGACCAACGGCUACCUGAUCAAGGGUCUCGUUUUAUUUGCCCUUCCUGACAGUCCACCACACUGGAAUGAACCCCAAAUUACUGUUUCUUUAUUACUUUAAACGCAGGGCGUGACAUUACACCUUUUAAACCGCGGCCCUGGUCGAUUUUACUGGAGUAUUUUGACGUUUGAAGAAGUCUACCGUCCGUCUGACAGGAACGCUGCACGCGCAGGCAGCCUGAGCUAACGUGAGCUAGCGACUUAGCUGCUAAUGUCAACUAACAUGGAGGGAGAGGUGCAUGUGUUACAUAACAGCCAAACGCAAUUAAAUCGCCGACUUUUGACACCCAGCAAGCACAGUUAUGGACGUGAAUUAAUCUCCAAAGAAUAAAACGGCCCAUAAACACAUUUAUUUGGGAGAGAUGGAGUCCAACCCGCUGAUCAGCGCGAUGGAUCCAUCCAUUACAUUGUGGCAGUUCCUGCUACACCUGCUGGAGGAUCAGAGUCAGAAGCACCUGAUCUCCUGGACGUCUGGGGAUGGGGAAUUCAAACUGCUGGAUGCUGAGGAGGUGGCCAGACUCUGGGGGCUUCGCAAGAACAAAACCAACAUGAACUAUGAUAAACUGAGCAGGGCACUUCGUUACUACUAUGACAAGAAUAUUAUUAAGAAAGUUAGCGGCCAGAAAUUCGUCUACAAGUUUGUGACCUUUCCGGAUCCCAACUCUGCUGAUGGUCUGAGAAGUCCUGAGGAUUCACAGAGGGCCACUGCGGGGGAGAAAUUGGAGUCGUCCAUUCAGACCAAACCUAUAGGUGCUGCUAACACCACCAACACGUGUCUCUCCAAGAGCCUGCAGGUUCAGCGCUCCUCGCCCAGCUCGGUUCAACGCAGCUCCCGCAACGAUUACAUGAAGUCUGGUCUUUACUCCACUUUCACCAUCCAGUCCUUGCAGACGCCCUGCAAAACCUCUUCCAAAUUCAUCAAAACCGAGCACGUAUUGAGUGACGGCAGCCCCAAACCUGCCCCUCUGGACCGCACAGUGCAUGAGAUGCGAAUGUGUCAGACAGAAGGACAGCAGGGAUCUGUUCAGGCCCAGUCGACUGUGGAGAGCAGCAGCUUGCAGGUGAUAGUGACCCACCCAUCCCCAUGUGCUACGCCCGCCCUCAGCCCCCAGACGCCCUCUGGCUCAGCCACUGCAACCACAAAUGCUCAAGCACAGAAGAGCCAGAGUUUGGGUGACCCACCACAGAUCUACUUGUCCGAUCCCAGCUCUCUGACCUCGCUCAUUCCUCUGGCUCAUGGCGAAUGUGUUGUCAACCCCUCUCAGCCUGUGUUUGUGGUCAUAAAGCCUCCUCCUGUCGGGCUGGCCAAAGAGUCCAAUCUCCCACCUGAGGAAGACUUGCUGGAGAUUGUCGAUCUGGAUGAAAAACCAGAUGUUGAGCCGGUGUCCACAGUGCCUGUCCCUGGAGUUACAGAUGCCCCAAUUCCUGUGGAUGCCCCAUCACCCUGCGUGGAGCCAGUGGCCCAGCCGGUUGGAGAAGGAGAAGUGAAAGAGAAGCCUGAGCUACCCGAGGACACCAAUACGGCAUCAGCCUCCCUCCCGACGAGCACGCAGGAAGUCCAGCCUCCUAAAUCGAAGAAGCCACGUGUGCUGGAGCUGCCAUCCUCGUCUACACUGCUGCCCCCUGGACUCUCACUGGAUAAGGUCAAUGCAGCGGUCAACAGCCUGCUGGCCCCUGGCAGUGCCACAAACACCUUAACACCCACAGUCAUCACCUCCCAUGCCCUGACUCCAGUGCUGUUGACACCGAGUCCACUGCCAUCAACCAUUCACUUCUGGAGCACGCUCAGUCCUAUCGCUCCACGCAGCCCUGCCAAGCUCUCCUUCCAGUUCCCCUCCAACGGAAGCAAUCAGAUCCAGAUCCCAGCACUGAGCGUGGACGGCCUAUCCACACCUGUCGUUCUCUCCCCUGGACCACAGAAACCUUGACUUGCGAUUUAAUUCAUUUGUCUCUCGCCGUGGUGAUUGGCUCACUCCCCAGCCAAUAGGACGCUGAGGACGACCAAUGAAAGAUGAGACACUCCAUAACAAGUUCUGCUUUGAGUUGGGCGGAGCCUCUGCUCCAGUGACGACUCGACAGAAGGAGUGCGCUCUCAGCUGUCCUUUACGAUUGGUUGACGGAGCAGCCCGGUUCUGGGCUUGAUGGUGGUAUUUCAUAGACUACUUGCUCUUUUGUUUUUCCCUUUGCAUUUUAUAUGAUCAUCAACGGUUAUUUAUUUAUUUUUGAUGUUUCUUGGUGCGUCGUGAGAUGCACAUUCCAGAAUGCUCAGAUUGUGAAUUUGGAACUCUGAGAUCUCACUUUAUUUUUGAUUUCUCACUGUAACAUUAUGAGUUAUGGACCAGACGAGGUAACCUCUGAUUGAAUCAAGGCAUGAAAUGCCAUUUACAGACGGAGCAUUGCUUUCUUAAAAACUUCUUUAUUUUGUGAAAAUGGAAAGCACGCAUUUAAAACCUGACAGAUUAAAUGCAAGGUUAUUUUUUUCUUUGCCAUUACAAAGACACAAAUCAGUUUUUAAAGGAUAUGACACACUGUUGUUUUAAACAUUUUGUGUUUUUCCAUGGACAAAGGAGUCCAUUUUGCUAAAGAGGCAUUGAAAAUGCUAGAGGAAUGUCACGGCCAUUCCCAGGAUUUGAAGAGGUGGAACCAGGGAGGAAAAGCUACAAAAGAGCUUCAGAAUGAUAUCAAGAUCUGGAAUGUAUCGACCUUUUUCUUCUAUAAAAUCAUUCCUUUACUUCUUGUAAAUAUAAGUUGCACCCAUUCCAAGAUUUGACAGAUUCAGUUUUUUGUUCUCAGUUUCCUGUUUUGGUUGUUGGUUUUUUAAUAAUUCUAUCAAAGAGCCCUUUCUCUGGCAAAGCAGGCAAAGGUUUCAGAAGUGUCAUGACGAAGCUUUGCAGUUUCAUGCUUCUUUUUUUUUUUUUUAAAGAAAACGCCAGAGGAGACCAAAGACCAGCUGUUUAUAUACAAUCCAUCUUGGCAUCUUUUUCUCUUACGUUUCACAUUUUCUUAGUCUCUUUCUCUUGCCGUCUUUCUAUUUUUACUCUGCCGCAUCAAAGGGCUAUAAGAACCAAAACGCUCUCUUCUGACACUGUAUAUAACUGAUAAAUCCGACUUGCCAGCUAUAAGUGUAAAACUCAAUAAGCGUUGUAAAUAGUCAAAGUAAUUUUUGCAGCUGCUUUUGAUAUUGUUAGUAGUUCUGUGCGGCCUGCCUCUUAUGCUAUGUUCAUCUGAUGUGUUAAAAUCACACUCACGGUUGUUACCUCAAAGCUGUCAACAAUUCAACGCGUCAAAGCAACACGCAAAUACGUUGCGACUCUUUCCUACUGACACACAAAGCCAACGAUUAUUUGCAUAUCUUCUAGCGCUUGUAGUUUGUGUAUGAAGCUCACGUUUCCUGUGGGGAAAUCAUGGUGGUUAUAUAUAGCGUUCUACAGAAAGCUGUAGUCAGUGUUUAUGGACAGUAACUGCCUCCAUGCCAUGCAGCCUUUUUUCUUUUCAUUUGUCUCAAGUUUGUUAAACUCACACAUAACGUACUUAUUUUCAUUUGAGUGGUCAGUGUCUUUCACUUUAGAACAUUUCAGCUCUUUAAUUUGGUGCUUUAGUUGUUUUAAAGAGAUUUCUGGUUUGAUAUCUGCGUAAUUGUAAUGAAUUCGGGAGGAUUUGCUCGUAGCAUGCUGCAAUUGCCUACACGUGUCGCCUCUCAGUCCUCAGAUUGUUCUCUCUUGCAUUUUGUGCAACUCAUGGCUGAUUUGUUAUGUCCGGAACAAUGCGAACUGUUCUAAUCUCAGUGAAUGACUGUUUGUUAUUGAGAAAAGCCUUGAAGAUCAGCUCUCUGUGGGCUCUGAUAUGAUGUACAGAUGAUGUCAUGGACGCCACAUGGAAGUCGACACAUUGAAUGUUCUGUUCGAGGGGGCAUUUCGGGAGUCGCCCCCUCACGUUACCACAUGCUAAGCUCAGUGACCCGGUAUAUCAGCUUAAAUUCACACAAAACUAAUUGAUUUUCAUUGGUGAGUUACUUGUGGUUCUUUUACGCCAUGCAGUGGGCAAAAUAAUAAGCCUGCAAUAUCAAAUAACUCACUGUGAUGAUGAAUUUAGUGAUUUGCGAGUAAUACUUUCCCCAUUCGUGAUCUUUAAUGCUGUACUGUACUGCUUUCAGCUGUCUUGGCACUUUCUUCUCAAGCUUGUCUGGAUUUCUGGGAUUGUUUGUGCCUCUGAAUGUCUGUGCAGCUAUGCUCUGUAAUGCACUGCGAAUGCGUUUUAACAGCUGGUGUCUUUGAGCUAGACUCCUCCUCUUUCCCCUGCUGUGAUGCUGUUGUUACCUUUACCGUACAUCAGCACUGAUCAAUACAGUGACAGCAUACUGUGCACGCUUCCCCGAAUUAAACUAUUACAUAGUGAUGACUUCAUUUAUCCCCACAUGGGUUGUUUACAAACUAGCAAGCUUAAAAGACAGAAAUAGUGAGCCAUAUCUAUUUAAAACUAUUUCUGUUUUACAAAUACAGAAAUAAAUGAUUUAAAAAUCAUUGUGUAAAUUCAGACAAUGUUUAAUAUUGUAAUAUUAAAGGGAUAGUUCACCCAAAAAUGAAAAUUAUCCCAUGAUUUACUCACCCUCAAGCCAUCCUAGGUGUAUAUGACUAUCUUCUUUCAGAUGAACUCAAUCGGAGUUAUAUUAAAAAAUAUCCUGGCUCUUCCAAGCUUUAUAAUGGUAGUGAAUGUGGGUGUGAUUUUGAAGCCCAAAAAAGUGCAUCCAUCCAUUGUAAAAGUAAUCCAUACGGCUCCAGGUGGUUAAUAAAGGCCUUCAGAAGCAAAGCAAUGGGUUUUUGUAAGAAAAAUAUCCAUAUUUAACACUUUAUAAUCUAAAAUAACUAGCUAGACCUUGCGCCACAAGAGUAACCCCUGAUGACGCGGGAUGUAGGAUUAGCGUAAGCUUAGACGCCUCUCGCAGUUUAAACAAAUAGGGCUGUGCAACAAACUGAAGCUCCUCUUCACUUAUAUCAAUAUUUCUCUUUAAAAAUUCUUGUUUUAGACUUCUAACUUGUGUCUGGUGUUUUGUUUUGCUGUAUCCUCUGCUCUUCCGUGUUCGUCAUUGCGUCAUGCGCCGCAAAGAGAUGCAUACGGCCGUCUGCCAGAAGCUAGUUAUUAUAGUUAAUAAAGUUUUAAAUAUGGAUAUUUUUCUUAUAAAACCCAUUGUUUUGCUUUAGAAGGCCUUUAUUAACCCCCUGGAGCCAUGUGGAUUACUUUUACAAUGGAUGAAUGCACUUUUUUGGGCUUCAAAAUCUCGCCAUUCACUGCCAUUAUAAAGCUUGGAAGAGCCAGGAUAUUUUUAAAAAUAUCUCUGAUUGUGUUCGUCUGAAAGAAGAUAGUCAUAUACACCUAGGAUGGCUUGAGGGUGAGUAAAUCAUGGGAUAAUUUUCAUAUUUGGGUGAACUAUCCCUUUAAUGAGCCUUUGUCAUGUUGAUGAAAACGCUGCCCCCUUUCAGAUAAUGAAUCUAAUGCUGCACGUCUCUGGACCUAUAAAGACUGUUUGGGUAUCUUAAUACCACAUUAAAUAGGCCUUAAAGUUGGAUUUCUGGGUACGUGCUAGUCCAGUGACGAUUUUGGUAUUAAUAGCUACUAAAAACUUUUUUUCUAAAGUCAUCCCAGAAUAUUUUCAUGCGGAGUAAGAUUCAUUGUGCUUAUAACAAGAAAAGCUCCAAUUGAAUAUUAAUUUAAAACAUCCCCCCCCCCCAAUCCUAUUCUCUUAUUAGAACCAAAUUUGUGAAAUUGUAUUUGUGCAAGUUUUAAUUGCAAAAAUAAAAAAAUUGUAAAUGAUUGUUGGUAACCAGCAUGUGUAAAUGUUCUAUUCACUGAAACCUUUAUGCAAAUGACAUUACAUAAAGCCAUUUAUUGAAUAAUUGAUUGGACCGUAGAGAUGUUGGCUGGGACGGUUGUUCUCCUUUGUGGAGGAGUCCUUAAAUUAUUUCCUAAUACCAGCACAGAUUUCGUACCGUGUACAAGUUUCCAUUGUAAGACAGUCAGUCAUUUCAAUAUUUCUCAUUGAGAAAACCUGUUUAAUGCUUGUUACCUGCUUAUGAAGUCACAAAUCCAAGCACCAAACUGGAGAUUGAGUUGAAACAAUUGUGGCUCAAAACUGUUAAGACAUUUGCCUCAUUUUGCUUUUCAAGUUACUGAAUUUGAACAUCUGCUGUUGUCAGAUGCUGUAAUAAGUCUUUUCACUUGUUUUUUCUCUUUGAAAUGUUAUGUGGGAACUGUUAAUGUAUUCUAUAUUCAAUAAUGUGUUGGGAAAUCUUGCGCUACGCAUAUAUUUGUGUAAAAAAAGAAAAAAAGUAUGCUACUUGUGUGAAGAACGAAUACGUGGUCCUGAAAGACUCUUGGACUGUUGGGAAGCAGAUCUCUGCGGCCUGAGCUCCCUUUCCCGGAUGAGAAUCACUCUCUGGGAGUUUAUUUCAUAAAGGGACGGAGAGGCUUUUAUUUUUCUGAACUGUCUAAAUACUAUAUUAUAUGUACUGGAAAGAGACAAAACUAUUUUUCAUCUGCACAUUCUACUUUGUUUGUGUAUGUGAUAGAUAUUAAUCUUGUUUUCUAAUGACAAAAAAGACUCGGAACUAAUAUGAAAAUGAAUAAAAGGCUAUUUUGUUCUUUA